UACCAGUAUCACUCUUCCCUUCUCUCCUCCGCAGUUGCAGUUUUCUCGAAGCUUCGCCAAUGGAUGCCAUAGAUUCAGUCAUCGAUCCCUUGAGAGACUUUGCUAAGGACAGUGCUCGUCUUGUGAAAAGGUGCCACAAGCCAGAUCGCAAAGAAUUCACAAAGGUUGCGUCUCGUACUGCGAUUGGAUUCGUUGUGAUGGGAUUCGUCGGGUUUUUCGUUAAAUUGAUCUUCAUUCCUAUCAAUAACAUCAUCGUUGGCGCUACUUAGGGCUGCAUGGAGGUUGAAGCAUGCAAACGAAUAGCAAUCUUAGAGGUAAGAAUAACACGAAUAUUGAGAUGCUUUACCUAUGUUCAAACAUAUGAUAUGUUUAUUUCUUUGUUACUCUCCAUGUUAAGAUUAAUACAAAUGAGAAUUUCUAAAUUUGAAAUGUCUGUUUUCUUUG
Cynara cardunculus var. scolymus (artichoke) is the source of this 444-nucleotide messenger RNA. Its product is annotated as protein transport protein Sec61 subunit gamma-1. The transcript is spliced from 3 exons. The record is from RefSeq and is a predicted model, not a curated record. Gene Ontology annotation, biological process: post-translational protein targeting to membrane, translocation; protein targeting. Gene Ontology annotation, molecular function: transmembrane protein transporter activity. Gene Ontology annotation, cellular component: membrane; Ssh1 translocon complex. The coding region runs from base 60 to 269 and encodes 69 amino acids. Lineage: Eukaryota; Viridiplantae; Streptophyta; Magnoliopsida; Asterales; Asteraceae.